CCGCGCGGCCGCCACGCGCUCCGCCACGCUCGAGCCGCGCCGCGCACCGCACGCGAACUCGCUCUCGUACCGGAACUCGGACACCGAGCAACUUUAUUCAUACGCUACUUAUUGCACAUUAAUUCUAAUUUUCAACCGUACCGUAUAGUUCAUUUUUAAGACACAUUUAUCAAAUAAUUAGUGAUCAUUGAUUCAAUUUCAUGUGUUUUCGCUCAUAAUUAAAAUACGAAUAUUAUAAUUUACUUCAAUAUUUUUUUUUUAUUUAUUUAUUUAUAAAAAAAUUCAAAUACAUAAAAAACUUCAUCGGUUCAAAAUAUAAACAAUAAUGCAUAUUUUACAGAGACAUUUUCACGCGGAUGUUUAUUCGUAAACAAUUUAUAUUAUAAUUUUCAAUUUAAAAACAUAAAAAUGUAAUUGUUCCUUUAAUAAAAUCGUUAAUUUAGACGAUGUCAUCUUUUUUCACGUUGUAACUGAGUUUUCUGUGAAUGCGUUAAUAAAAUAUGAAAAGUGUUUAGGAAACAAAACUUUAAGAGAUGUGCGUGGCAUGCAAAUACGUAACAUAUUUCAAAAUGACAAACGUGAAAGUCAUCGGAUGAAACAUGCUACGAGUGGUGGCACUAUCGGCGCUGCUGGCGCAAGUGCAGCCGCGCGCGAGCCCGGCGGGCGCGGGCAACCUGACCGGCGACCCGGCGGCGGCGCGCCCGCUGCUGCUGCACGACGACGUGCGGUGGCUCGCCGCCGGCCACCUCGCCGCCGAGCCGCUGCACUACGACGACCGCCUCACCAGGCUGCUGCAUCGCACUGUCAUUUACGGCGACGAGCGCGCCGACUUCGUUAACGUCUCUGAAAUAUUCAAUGAUGACUUUAAAGUUCUCAGUCGCGUCGACUACUUUGUGGACUACGAAAACUACAUCUCCAGAAAAUAUAGCAGAUACAAGAGAGAAACACAUUCGCUCAUCGCCCCGUUCGACAUAUCUAAGAUGUUCAAGAAGAAAAAGUAUAAAAGCAAGCCUGACACUGUAUUCCAACCGAGCGCCUCGUCCCUGCAGGCGAGCAUGAAACUGGACGAAGCGCGCGUCGCUGACGUUGGCACCGCAUCUGAAGUAUCACCUGUGGCGGCGACUGAUAACAUUCGCUCCUACUCGAAUACGAAACGCGACGUCACUCGCACGGUACCGUCGGCCGUCACCACGUCAACAACAGGCCUCACGACUGAUCAUACCAAUAUAAAUAAUAACCAAAAUAUAGACGGAUCGAAGGCAGAAAAGCCGAAAGUAAUCCUAUCGCAUCAACAGAAGCACGCAGAAAAGAACAGUAGCGCCGGCAGUGGCGGCAGCAGACGCGAGGUACGGCUUGCACACAAGAAAAAGCCGUCGGAAAACGAAACGCUGUGGCCCGUGAAGCACGCGGCUGUGAUCGAAGGUGACAUCGUCCUCGGUGGACUUAUGAUGGUGCACAGCCGGUCGGAGGGGGCGACGUGCGGGCCGGUGAUGGCGCAGGGCGGCGUGCAGGCGCUCGAGGCGAUGCUGUUCGCGCUGGACGCGGCGGCGCGCGCGCAGCUGCCGCCGCCCGGCGUCCGCCUCGGCGCGCACGUGCUCGACGACUGCGACAACGACACCUACGGCCUCGAGAUGGCUCUCGACUUCAUUAAAGGAUCGAUAAGCAACAUUGAUGACGCUGAAUACGCUUGCAAUGCAACGGCGGUCCGGAAGGUGAUCUCGGGCGUGGUGGGCGCAGCGUCCAGCGUCACCUCCGUGCAAGUGGCCAACUUACUGCGACUCUUCAAAAUACCACAAGUGUCAUUUUUCUCGACGUCUCCGGAACUAUCAAACAAAGCUCGCUUCGAGUACUUUACGCGAACAAUUCCUUCAGACCAACAUCAGGUCCGAGCGAUGGUUGAAAUAGUAAAGAAACUUGGUUGGAAAUAUGUGUCCAUUAUCUAUGAAGAAUCCAACUACGGCAUAAAGGCAUUCGAAGAACUGGAAACAUUAUUAGCGCGUAACGAUAUAUGUAUAGCAGUAAAAGAGCGACUCGUGAAGGACUCCGGGGAGGCGGAUGAGAACGCCUACAAUGCAAUAGUCUCUCGCUUAUUGUCUCGACCAAGAGCCAGAGGAGUGAUCGUGUUCGGCUCUGACCAAGAGGUGGCGGGCGUGAUGGCGGCGGUGGGCCGCAUGCGCGCCACGUCCGCGUUUGGCUGGGUGGGCUCGGACGGCUGGAGCGCGCGCGCGCUCGUCUCCGACGGCAACGAGGCCGCCGUCGAGGGCACCAUCAGCGUGCAGCCGCAGGCCAACCCCGUGCGCGGCUUCCGCGACUACUUCCUCAACCUCACCGUCGAGAAUAACCCCCGGAACCCCUGGUUUGUCGAAUUUUGGGAGGAUCAUUUCCGAUGUCGGUACCCGGGCAGCGCGCGCACGCCCUACAACGGGCACUACGAGCGCCAGUGCACUGGCCACGAGCGGCUCACCGCUGACAACACCGAGUUCGAAGCUCAGCUACAGUUCGUCGCUGACGCAGUACUCGCCUUCGUGCACGCCAUUAGAGACAUGCAUAACGAUCUAUGUGGCGGCAAACCUGGACUCUGCGAAGCGAUGCGACCUGCGAGCGGAGCGGCGCUUCUACGGUACCUGCGCAAAGUGCGAUUCACAGGUCUCAGCGGCGACGAGUUCCAUUUCGACAGUAACGGUGACGGUCCUGUGCGCUAUAAUAUCUUACACUUCAAACAAGUCUCACAGGGAGUUUACCGGUGGCUUAAAGUGGGGAGAUACCUCGACGGUGAACUGGAAUUGAACAUGGAUGAUAUUCAAUUCAAGUGGGAUGAGCGUCGCCCGCCCGAGUCGGUGUGCAGCGCGGAGUGCGAGCUCGGCCAGGCCAAGCAGUACGUGGAGGGGGAGAGCUGCUGCUGGCACUGCUUCAACUGCACUCAGUACGAGAUCCGGUCGCCGGUGUCGGAGACGACGUGCGCGGAGUGUCCGCUGGGCACGCUGCCCGACGCGGCGCGCACGCGCUGCGCGCGCGUGCCCGAGCUGUACCUGCGGCCCGACCACCCCGCCGCCAUCGGCGCCAUGGCCUUCUCCACGCUCGGCCUGCUGCUCACCACGUUCGUGCUGUGCGUGUGGGCGGCGCGCGGCGACACGCCCGUGGUGCGCGCCAGCGGCCGCGAGCUCUCGUUCGUGCUGCUCGGCGGCAUCAUGAUGUGCUACCUCGUCACCUUCGCGCUCGUGUUGCGGCCCACCGAUUUUCUGUGCUCGCUGCAAAGAUUCGGCACCGGCUUCUGCUUCACAGUGGUGUACGCAGCUCUCCUGACGAAAACGAACAGAAUUGCUCGUAUCUUCGACGCCAGCAAGCACUCCGCCCGCAGACCCUCGCUCAUAUCGCCCAAGUCACAACUCGUCAUUUGCUCAAUCCUAGUUUCUAUACAGGUGGUGGUGGUGGUGGUGUGGCAGGUGGUGUCGCCGGCGCGCGCCAUCCACCACCACCCGUCGCGCGAAGACAACAUGCUGGUGUGCGACUCGUACGUGGACGCCUCCUACACCAUCGCCUUCUUCUACCCGGUGGUGCUCAUCGUGGUGUGCACCGUGUACGCCGUGCUCACCAGGAAGAUACCGGAGGCUUUCAACGAGAGCAAACACAUUGGAUUCACUAUGUAUACAACAUGCGUGAUCUGGCUGGCGUUCGUGCCUCUGUACUUCGGCACAGCGAGUCAUGUGCCGCUGCGCGUCACAAGCAUGGCUGUCACCAUCUCGUUGAGCGCCAGCGUCACCCUAGCCUGCCUUUUCACACCUAAGCUGUAUAUAAUUAUUGUGAGACCGGAACGCAACGUACGUGCCACGCUGAUGCCGCCGCGCUGGCGCUCGCUGAGCAGCGCGGCAGCGGGCGGCGCGGCGGGCGCCGGCGGCGUGCGGCGCGGCGCGGCCGGCGGCGCCGUCUGCGCCGCCUUCGUGGGCGCCGCGCCGCUGCCGCGCGCGCCCGACCUCACGCCCUCCACCGACCUGUCUACGCUUAACGAUACCGAUAAAACCUGUUCGCUAGAUAGACAAGUGCAAACCGAUGAGACUCUCUUGUAUCCUCGACUCAAAGUGAUCACUAACGAUCUGCACAACUGUGAAACGGAAGAAAACGGAGUGUGUCUCGACCCGAGACGUCUCCUGGAGCUGCGCGGCGGCGGCGGCGGCGGCGGCGGUGGUGGCGGCGGUGGUGGCGGCGGGGUGGCCGCGUGCUGCGCGGACGGAGCGCGCGACGUGGUGGACAGCGCGACUAGAGUCAGCGUCGCAAUCAUCGGCCCGGAGAUGGCCUUAUAGCGGGAGAAUGGAUUUCGUGUAAAACCACGUCGGAUCCCAGUGCUCGUGUGACCCGAUUGAUAUACAUAAGAAUAAUUCAACAAAAAUAAUCUUACAUUAUUGUUUAAAAGUUAUUUUUUUAAAAAUGACUAUUAAUCGUACAACCGUGAUAAGUAUAAUAAUAAAUUUUAAAAAUUAAAAGCGACGUAACUGUGAAGUGUUCAUUUAUACGAUUCUAUUAGUGUAGAAUCGGGUACGUGUCAAAUACACCAACGUUUAUAAUAAUUUUAUGCAUGUAUGGUAUUACGAUACAUAUACAUAUAUGCAUAGUAAUCAUAAAAGAAAACACUUGUCAUGCAGAUUGUCUUGUCAAAUGUAAAUAUAUCUCAAUAAAGAGUAAGAACCUUUAUAAAGGAGAUAUCAUGUGUUAUAUGUAUGUAAUGUAAUAAAUAUUAUUAAAGAAACGAAAUUUGUGAUACUAGAUUCAUAAGCAAACAAAUAAAUGUUACAAUAAAUAAUUGAGUUUGUUUGUUAUCUACUCUUUGGACACAGCAGACAUUUUUUUUUUUUUUUUUAAAGCGGCGCCGUAGCUUUCCUCCUGGUGUGGCAACGUCCACUACUCGUGUACGUGUUACUCCAUCUCUGCCGGGAAACAAUCUUUCGAUCCAUCCUCGUGGCCAAGUACCUCGUGGUAGGGACUCGUCGACUAUAAAAACCACAUCUCCGACUUGCAAAUCCUGCGUUUCUUUUGUUUGGACUCUUAGUUGCAUUGUGGGGAGGACUUCCCGCACCCACCGAUUCCAAAAAUGAUCAGCCAACCUUAAUGCCUUUCUCCAGUCCGAACGGUCAAUUAGGUCACGAUCCUCCAAUGGUGGUGUUAUUUGGUUUGAGGUUGGUUCAUCAGGAUCGCUUGAAACAUGAGUUAAUGGGCGUGAAUUUACAAUUGCCUCAGCUUCUGCUACAAGUGUCGUAAGUAUUUCUUCUUUGGGUGACCUUUCUUUGAGAGUGGCUUUUAAGGCGACCUUGACAGAUCUGUGGUGUAGGGCCUUUUGGUGACUCCUGGGGCCUCACCAACACUGUAUUUAUCCGAGGUUCACUAAUAUUUGUUGAUGGUGGGUAUACAGUAAAAAUGAACUUACGCAUACACGGAGCGAAUGCUAUUUCUAGUCACUAAAAUGAUCUAUUUGAGUAACCUACAAGCACAUACACAAUGAUUCGUUACAAGACAAUAUGAGGAAAAUAAUAUUAAUUUUUUUUUUUUUUUUUUAACGAGCAAGCACGGUGCGUUCGUAAUACGCGCAUCAGAGAGUAUCCGCGAAGUUAGCCGCGCUGCCAAAGCGCUGUGGCCACAGUCGCAGUCUUUAGAUUUUAUAAGGUGACAUUAGGAGGAGAUCAACCCGUAGAUACAAUACGUAUCCGAAACUGAAGUCCCAGCAUCACUCGGUCACGAGCUUACUUAUAAGGAUUUU
Molecule: messenger RNA, 5746 nt
Organism: Galleria mellonella (greater wax moth)
Lineage: Eukaryota; Metazoa; Arthropoda; Insecta; Lepidoptera; Pyralidae
Product: metabotropic glutamate receptor 2
Exons: 17
Coding region: 600-4298 (1232 amino acids)
Biological process (GO): G protein-coupled receptor signaling pathway
Cellular component (GO): membrane
Molecular function (GO): adenylate cyclase inhibiting G protein-coupled glutamate receptor activity
Source: RefSeq, a predicted model, not a curated record